AACUAUAGAGAUGGGGAAGAAAUCACUUGCUGAGCAGAUUGCUGAGCUUAAUAAGCCCAGAUCUGAAUUCGAUAUUGAAGAUAACGAUCUUCGUGAAAAUGUCUUUGAACAUGAAGAUAAUAGUGAUAAUGAAGCAGUUUCAUCCGAUGAGGAGAUGAAGAAGGAGCAUUAUGUAGCUGUAAACAAGUCUAAAUUGAGACAAAAUGAAUUAGACUUGGGCUCUAAGUAUACUGGAAGUGUUUCUAGUCGUAAGGAUUUAUAUGAUGAUGACGAAGAAAUGAACCAAGAAGAAGAUGACCAAGAUGAAGAAGAUGAAGAAGACGAAAGUGAGGACAACUCCGAAGAUGAUGCCGUUGAUUUGGAUAACUCUGACCUUGAUGAUAUAGACUCCGAGGAUGAAGAUUCUGAAGAGCAAGAUUCUGAUGAUAAUACUCCUGAAGAAGAUGAAUCCCUUACACAUAAAAGAGAUAAACUUAAAGAACUCUUGCAACAAGAAAGAAAGCAUAUUGUGAGUAGACUUUCACUGUCAGCCAGUGGAGAUGCACUCAAGGGUUACACUGUACUCCAACAACACAAAUUCUUCGACUCUGUAUUGGAUGCUCGUAUCAAAUUACAAAAAUCAAUUGCAGCCUCUAAUAUCUUACCUCCAAACGCGGCCACCAUCAAGGCUGAACAGCUCAGCACAAAGAAAUCAGACAAAUACUUGUCUCGUGCUCAAGACAAGUGUUUUGACUUGUUGGAUAGCAUAUUUGCAUUGCGUAACACUCUCUUGAAAAAGGAUUCAAUUACCACUUCUACACCCCCAAAAGCCCCAAAGAAACGUACUCUCUCAGCAUAUUUGGAAGCUUCAUCUCAACAAGAUGAUCUUUUGAAUAAAUAUAGAAGUGCUGUAUUGACCAAGUGGUCAGCUAAGAUCCAAACUUCAUCUGGUUCCAACGCCUUAAAUGCAGGUAAGUUUAAGGCUAUUAAUCAAUCUUCUGAACAACAAGUUGCCAACAACUUGAGUGAUAUGGAUAGAUUAGUCAAGAGAACUAAACUCAACCGUAGAUUGAUAACUCCUUUGGGCUAUGCUCACUAUGUAAAGGAAGAAAAGAAAAGGCGUGGUGAAUCUGAUGACGAAGACGUUGAAAUUGAAGCGGAAGAAGAUGCUGAUAUUCCAAAGACUGCCAAUGAAAAUAAGUCAUCAAUUGCUGAAAUUGAUGAGAUUUUCGAUGAUGAAGAUUUCUACCGUGUACUUUUGAAUGAUCUUGUGGAUAAGAAGGUUCAAUCAAGUAACCCAACUUCUGGAAUGGCCAUCACUCUUGCUAGUGCACAAAGACUGCAAAAAUUAAAGAAGAAUGUAGACACCAAGGCUUCCAAGGGACGUAAGCUCAGAUACCACAUACAGGAACCUAUCGCUAACUUUGAAGCUCCUGGUAAUGGCUGGAAAUGGCAAGAUGAUCAAAUUGACGAGUUUUUCGCAUCCUUAUUGGGUCAAAAGGUUAACAUGGCAGAAGAUGAUGAUGAAGAAGAAACUCACAGUGAUGAGGAAAUUGCCGCAGAUGGAAUUAAACUUUUCGGAUAGGUUAAAGUAAAUUCAUUAAUAU
This is a messenger RNA of [Candida] anglica, 1586 nucleotides long. NCBI's taxonomy places the organism in Eukaryota, Fungi, Ascomycota, Pichiomycetes, Serinales, Debaryomycetaceae. The record is from the annotation of a GenBank genome assembly.